GAUGCUGCAGCUUCAAGAUUUGCGCAGUGCUGAACUUGUGUCGUUUGAUGACAGGAGAUCGCUCAAUGUUGCAUUUGUGUUCAUCCUUUAACCCGGAGAAGUCUACAAAGCAUCAGUUCUUUACGCGGCAGAAAGCCAAAACAGGGACAACGGCAAGAAUACCUGAAUACGGUUUAGAUCCAAGAGGAGGAAGAAGGUGGUGUCUGCGCGUUGUCAACGGAGGCGGGCACAAUGCCGCGCCUGCGCCUCCCUCUGGUCCUCCUCCUCCCCAUAGCCCUCACCGUCCUCCUCCUCCUCUCCACGUCUUCCCCACGCCCACGUCCGCCCGCGCUGCAGCCGCUCCCCUGCGGCGCCGCGCUCUCCGAUGCGGCCGACGGCCGGUGGGUGCCGACCCCGUCCCCGGCGCCGCCACCGCUCUACUCCCCGUCCUGCCCCUUCCACCGCAACGCCUGGAACUGCCUCCGCAACGGCCGCCCCAAGCUCGCAGCGCUCUCCUGGGCACCCACCCGCUGCGGCGGCGCCGUCGUCCCGAGAAUCGACGCCGCGGGGUUCCUGGCCGCGGCCAGGGGCCGACGGGUCGGGCUCGUGGGGGACUCCCUGUCUGAGAACCUCGUUGUCGCGUUGCUCUGUGCGCUCCGCUCGGCGGACGACGGCGCGCGCAAGUGGAAGCGGCGAGGCGCGUGGCGCGGAGGGUACUUCCCCAGGGAGGACGUCGUCGUCGCCUACCACCGCGCUGUCCUGCUCGCCAAGUACACGUCAGAUACAAACAUGCAACUGAGGAGAGUUCUGAGAAUCAGGCGGCAGCCUGUGGAGAAGUCCAAAGAACUUCAGAAGGAUGGAAUAAAAGGAACUUACAGAGUGGAUGUUGAUAUCCCUGCUGAUGAUUGGGUAAAUGUCACCAAGUUCUAUGAUGUGCUAAUUUUCAACACCGGACACUGGUGGGAUACAUAUAAAUUCCCAAAAGAGACUCCCCUGGUUUUCUACAAAGGAGGAAAGCCAAUGGAGCCUCCACUUGGCAUGCAAGACGGACUGAAAGUAGUCCUGAAUAGUAUGGCCUCUUACAUUGAAAGGGAGGUUCCCAGGAAAACCCUGAAGUUGUGGCGCACACAAUCACCUAGGCACUUCUAUGGAGGCGAGUGGGAUCACAAUGGCAGCUGUGUAUCUGAUAGACUCCUUGAAGAUCAUGAGCUUGACUCUUGGUUUGAUCCUCGGUUUGGGGGAGUGAACAAAGAGGCGAGAAUGGUGAAUUCAGCAAUCGAGGAAGCCCUAGCUGGCACAGACAUUCAGUUGCUCAACCUGACUUACAUGAGCGAGUUCCGUGCUGAUGCCCAUCCAGCUAUCUGGCUGGGCAAGAAGGAUGCGGUGGCCGUCUAUGGACAGGACUGCAUGCAUUGGUGCCUGCCUGGUGUGCCAGACACAUGGGUCGACAUCUUGGCUGCACAGAUCUUGCAUUACUUGAAGCAGGAAAAAGGCUGAUUGCCUUACUGAAGUUAGAGUCCUUGUUAACUUUUUUCUAAUGAAGGAAGCUUUAUUUCAAUAUGAAUGGAGUAGUUCCUGUUGGAUCAGCAGAGUAGAUCCUGAACAACGAGGAUUACGAUGUCUCAAAGAAGGGAAAUGUCCCGCAGGUGUCAUUGUCUCCUGAUCGUGGAUCAAGGUUAUUCGCUAUUAGGCUGGCAUCACAUCAUCCCCUUGUAGGUCACCUCCACCUACCACACAGGAGGACCCAGGCCGGAUUCAACCAUUGGAAGGCCCCGAACGGCUAGUAAAUGUUCUGUGUUGUAAAUUGAUAACCUAAUGUUUGACAAGUACGUUUUCCAUAAUGGCCAGUGAUAUUUUUUUUGUCUCAA
This is a messenger RNA of Setaria italica (foxtail millet), 1847 nucleotides long. Its product is annotated as protein trichome birefringence-like 12. Bases 232 to 1476 code for a protein of 414 amino acids. The record is from RefSeq and is a predicted model, not a curated record. Gene Ontology annotation, molecular function: O-acetyltransferase activity. The transcript has 5 exons. Gene Ontology annotation, cellular component: Golgi apparatus. Lineage: Eukaryota; Viridiplantae; Streptophyta; Magnoliopsida; Poales; Poaceae.